GUAAACUUCUUUAUCAAGCUAUAUUCUUUUGUGCAUACACUUGAAGAAAACCACGUGGGGGCUUCUUCCUAAUCUCAAAUUUAAAAUCUAUUUCUAAAAAGUUAGAAAGAAUGGCGACAGAUCUCUGCUAUACUCUCGUUUAUCAGGACGACGCGACCGAAACGCCUUCCAUUCAAGAAUUUCAGAGAGCUUUUGAAAGAGGCCCUGAUGAAGUUCGUAUCGAAACGAUGAAGAAAUUACUCGUCAUUAUGCUGAACGGUGACCCUAUGGAGAAACUCCUAUUGCAUGUCAUCCGUUUCGUUUUACCAUCCAAAAACAAGCAAUUGAAAAAGUUACUACAAUUUUAUUGGGAAAUCUGCCCUAAAACCAAGCCAGAUGGAAAGCUCAAGGAUGAAUUCAUUCUAGUUUGUAAUGCGCUUAUGCACGAUCUACAACAUCCAAACGAAUAUAUCCGAGGUUCGACUCUUCGUUUCUUAUGUAAAAUUAAGGAAGCAGAAGUUUUAGAACCACUUGUUCCAUCCGUGAGAGCUUGUUUGGAACAUCGCCAUUCCUACGUCAGAAAGAACGCCGUUUUCGCCAUUGGUUCCAUCUACAAAGUCUUCGACCAUCUUUUCCCUGAUGCACCCGAAGUCAUUCAGUCUUUCUUACUUUCUGAAGCAGAUACGACUUGCAGGCGUAACGCUUUUGUCGUUCUUUGCAGCAUCGACCAAGCGAUUGCUGUAAACUAUUUGAUUCAAGUUAUCGACUCAGUUCCUAACUUUGACGAGUUAUUGCAGUUGGCAGUCAUCGAACUUAUCCGUAAAGACUCUAAAGUUAGCUCUGCUAACAAGGCUGCUUACAUCCGCUGCCUAUCAGAACUGCUAGCAGCAGCAGCUCAUUCAGUUAAAUAUGAAGCUGCUGCAGUCCUUUUAUACUUAACCACGAGCCCUGCAGCUGUCAAAGCUGCUGCAUCUUGUUAUAUCGAAUUAAUUGUCAAGGAAUCGGACAAUAAUGUCAAGCUUAUCGUUCUUGACAGAUUGGAGGAGAUUCGAAAUAAGCAUGACCGCGUUUUGGAUGAUUUGGUUAUGGACAUUCUACAGGUUUUAUCGAGUCCUGACAUUGAAGUGCGUCGUAAGGCUAUUCGUAUUGCAAUGGAGAUGGUUUCAUCGAGAAAUGUUCAGGAAGUUGUUCUUUUCUUAAAGAAAGAAUUGACAAAAACUCAAGACGAUGCGUAUGAAAAGAAUACUGAAUAUCGUCAAUUAUUGAUUCAAUCAAUUCACACAUGCGCUAUCAAAUUUUCAGAGGUUGCAGCCAAUGUUGUUCAUGUUCUUAUGGAAUUCUUGGGCGACUCGAAUAACCCUGCUGCCGUCGACGUUGUUGCUUUCGUUAGAGAAGUUGUCCAAAAAUUCCCAGGUUUAAGAGAAUCUAUUUUGGAAAAGCUGUUGGAUACUUUUUCGGAUAUGAAAUCAGCAAAGGUUUUCCGUGGUGCUCUUUGGAUUAUCGGUGAAUAUUGCGAAAGUGCAAAGGAAAUUGAAGAUGCCUGGUCCCAAAUUCGUCAAACUUUGGGUGAAAUUCCCUUAUUAGCUUCUGAGCAGAAAUUAUUAGAUGCUACCGAAGCUGCCGAAAACAACGAAAACGAUAAGAGUGCUGAUAAAUCCAGUGCUAUUCCUUCAGGAAAUGCAGCUCCUCGUCGUAUCCUUGCCGACGGCACUUAUGCAACUGAAAGUGCUUAUACAGAAUCCUCAUCUGCUGCUUCAAGACUUGAGGCAGUCAAGGCUGCUAAGAAGCCUCCACUUCGUUCUCUCUUAUUAGCUGGUGAUUAUUUCCUUGGCACGGUCCUUUCUACUGCUUUAACAAAAUUGGUCCUCCGCUAUAACGAAGUUGCUAAUGAUACAGCUUCUGCAAACGCUCGUAAAGCCGAGGCAAUGUUGAUUAUGACUAGCAUCUUACGUAUCGGACAGUCCAAAUUUGUCGCUUUCGAAAUCGAUGAAGAUUCUUACGAUCGUAUUAUGCAAGACCUCCGUGUUGUCGGUUCUGCCGGCCAAGAUAAGGAGAUUGACAAUGUCUAUCUUAAGGAAACCCGUGAAGCGUACGCUAAACAAUUACAAGCCGAAGAAAAGCGUUUGGCUGAUGCCAAAGCAGAAAAUGAUGCUGGUGUUCAAAUACAGGUGGAUGAUGCGAUUGUCUUCCGUCAAUUCACAAAGAAGUCCGGUGGUGUUGCUGAUGAAUAUGAACAAGAUCUUUCGCGUGCUACUGGAACGCUUGACGAUAAGAACGAUCUCAUGAAUAAAUUGAACAGAAUUGUACAAUUGACCGGCUUUUCAGACAAUGUCUAUGCCGAAGCCAUUGUUAACGUUCAUCAAUAUGAUAUCCUUAUGGAUGUAUUGAUCGUGAACCAAACCAAUGAAACUUUACAAAACUUGACAGUAGAAUUCGCCACUUUAGGCGAUUUGAAGCUUGUCGACCGUCCUUCAACGUACAAUUUAGCUCCACGAUCUUUCUUAACAGUCAAAGCGCCAAUCAAGGUUUCGUCUACUGAAACAGGUGUUAUCUUUGGUAACAUUGUAUACGACUGCCACGGAUCAACAGAAAACUGCGUUGUUUUGAACGACAUUCACAUCGAUAUCAUGGACUAUAUAAAUCCGGCGUAUUGUAAUGAAACACAAUUCCGUUCCAUGUGGACCGAGUUUGAAUGGGAAAACAAGGUUAACGUGAACACCACUGUUGGUGGUCUAAGAGACUAUUUACAACACAUUAUGGACUCUACUAAUAUGAGUUGCUUAACACCUAAAAAGCAAUUGGAAGGAGACUGUGGUUUCUUAUCCGCUAACAUGUAUGCUAGAAGCAUAUUCGGUGAGGACGCACUAGCAAACUUGAGUAUCGAAAAGAGUGGAGAUGGACCUAUCACUGGUCAUAUUCGUAUUCGUUCCAAGACCCAGGGCAUCGCAUUGAGUCUCGGUGAUAAAAUUACAUUAGCGCAGAAAGUUGCAGCAUAACAAAAAUUCAUAUCCCUAAUUUCUUUUUUCUUUUUGUGAAUAAAAACAUUUUUUCUUUGAA
Molecule: messenger RNA, 3036 nt
Organism: Mycotypha africana
Lineage: Eukaryota; Fungi; Mucoromycota; Mucoromycetes; Mucorales; Mycotyphaceae
Product: adaptin N terminal region-domain-containing protein
Exons: 9
Coding region: 111-2975 (954 amino acids)
Biological process (GO): intracellular protein transport; intra-Golgi vesicle-mediated transport; endoplasmic reticulum to Golgi vesicle-mediated transport
Cellular component (GO): cytoplasm; COPI vesicle coat
Molecular function (GO): structural molecule activity
Source: RefSeq, a predicted model, not a curated record